AUGAAGGUGAGGGGAAAGGUGAAGGAUGAAGAUGUGGCGUUGAUUGAUCAAAAUGAUGUCCGAGAACGGAGAAUUAACAUUUUUUUUCCCCUGAAGCCGCAGGACGUUGAAGUUGAAAUGAAGUUUCUAGGUUGGUAUGUGAAGAUUGGGACAGUUUCGGCUUUGAUUGGAGCUUCCAUGGAAUUGUUCAUGAUUAAAACGGGCUUCUAUGAUAAAGUAACAGUUAUAGAAUCAGAGAGGCUGGCUUGGGAAAACUCGCCUGAGGCUCAAGCAAUUAGAGAAGCCCUCAAUCCUUGGAGGAACGGCGAUGCUGCUGCCGAGGCCAGGCAAGACAACUAAUGCUUCAACUGCUAAACUGGAGUAGCUGAGAUUUGCAAGGUAGAGAAAAAUGAUUACGGGGGAAUCAGAUUGAGCGAUAAGCAAGCACAGGUUUUAAAGUUUCAACUAAUAAGCUAGUUUCUUUAUGACAUUGGAAGUUUACUUAUGAUUGUUUCCAUUUUAAAAUUGAAUGAUAUCACCGAGCUGAAGGUAUGAUAAUUCAAUUCAUUAGCAA
Molecule: messenger RNA, 553 nt
Organism: Cucumis melo (muskmelon)
Lineage: Eukaryota; Viridiplantae; Streptophyta; Magnoliopsida; Cucurbitales; Cucurbitaceae
Exons: 5
Coding region: 1-339 (112 amino acids)
Source: RefSeq, a predicted model, not a curated record